AUGUCGACAAAAGGGUGGAGCAGGAGAUCAAAGAAAUUCUUUUCGAGGAGCAGUGGGUUAUUUUCAACAUCGUCAUCGGGACUACCUAAAUGGCGACAAUCGCCAAUUGAUUUAUGCAAGACAGCCACGUGGACUAAAAAAUUUCCGCCAUUAUAUCUGACCAACUAUUGGUCAAACGAGGGUUCGGCUACGAUGACGAAUACGGGCAAAACAGUCAGUAUCGAGUUUUCGGAUCGAACACUGCCUUCGAUGAGAGGUGGUCCAUUGGACAACGACGAAUUUCAGUUUAUGAAUUUGCAAUUUCGUUGGGGCGCUGAAAAUUCACUAGGUGCCGAACACUCUGUAAACGGUAUCUGGUACUCCAUGGAGGCACAAAUAAUGCAUUGGAACACCCGUUAUGGAUCCGUGGAAAGGUGCUUCGAUAAACCAGACGGAAUUGCGAUACUAUCGUAUCUCAUGCAGGUCGUUGGUUGUCCUGGAAUCCCUGAUAAUCCCUCCCUGUCACCGAUCACGGACAACUUGUCCAAGAUCAAGAUCAUGGGGAGCAAUACUACAAUUCCACCUGAUUGUCUCCUCUGGAUGUUAGAAGCGUGCAUGGGUCAUGGUUACUAUACUUAUCCCGGUUCCCUCACUAUUCCCCCGUAUAACGAAUGUGUCAUUUGGAUGAUUUCGUCAACUGUAACGAAAAUAUCGUUUCGUCAGAUAGAUGCAUUUCGAAGUCUCUACGACGCCAGAUUGGAGCAUAUAUUAGAAAAUCACAGACAGCAGCAGCCUCUUCGUAGAAGAAGAAUAUUGUUCGCCACGGACAAAGCAGUUGCGUGAAAAAUUGAAAAACCAAGUAGGAGGUCCUGUAUGCAGUGCUAGCGGAAAAUGGGGAAAAGCAAGCCGAGCUUUCAUCUUUAAGCUUAACACGGCGAAUGCGAGGAAUCUUAUUUAUUUAACCCUUUGCAUCCGAUGCAUUUUUUUUUAUUGAUAUCAAUUUUAUUAAAAAUAUAAAAAUCCAGAAAAAUGUAGCGGCAUCUCUCGGCAAA
Messenger RNA from Hylaeus anthracinus, 1031 nucleotides. RefSeq names its product carbonic anhydrase 2-like. The coding region runs from base 1 to 822 and encodes 273 amino acids. NCBI's taxonomy places the organism in Eukaryota, Metazoa, Arthropoda, Insecta, Hymenoptera, Colletidae. Gene Ontology annotation, cellular component: cytoplasm. Gene Ontology annotation, molecular function: zinc ion binding; carbonate dehydratase activity. The record is from RefSeq and is a predicted model, not a curated record. The transcript has 7 exons.